AUGUUGAAGAAAGAUGAAGAUAAACUAAAGAAGGAAGUAAUGCCUAUAUCUUAUAAAUCAAAUAAUUUACAUAAUGUAUUAUUAUAUAAAAAAUUUUCAGUAACAUUUUUAAUGAUAAUUUUUUUAACUGUAUAUAAUAAUAUCAUUAACGGGUCUAUAGUUGUGGCUGCAUCAAUUACCUCAGAAGAUAAUAUUGUGAGGACACAUUCUUACUCAAAAAUUUAUAAAAAUGAAUUUGCCGUAAAAAUUAUUGGUGGUAGUAAAGAUCCUUCAAAAGCUGAUCGAUUAGCUAUCAAACAUAAUUUAAUUAAUUUAGGACCAAUUAUUGAUGGUUCUGAUUAUUUUUUAUUUAAAAAUCCAUUUAUACGUCAACGUUCAAGGAGGAAAGGAAGAUCAUUAAGUACAUCAACAUUAUCAAAAGAAAAUGAUAUUGUAUGGAUGGAACAACAAGUUUCAAAAAGACGUGUUAAAAGAGGAUAUAAUUCUCAAAGUAUUUCUAAUUUAAGUCCUAAAUUAAGAUUAUUAUCUAAAAAAGGUCCAUUAAAUAUAUUUGAUAAUGAUAAUGAAAAAGAUAUACCUAAAAAUUUAGAUCCAAAUGAUCCAUUAUGGAAUGAAAUGUGGUAUUUACAUCGUUCUGAUAAUAAACCAGAAUUCAAAGAUCAUAAUGUUAAAGAGGCAUGGGCACUUGGAUAUACGGGUAAUGGGGUUGUUGUUACAAUCUUAGAUGAUGGUGUUGAAUAUGAACAUCCAGAUAUAAAACCAAAUUAUGAUCCUAAAGCUUCUUAUGAUGUUAAUGAUAGAGAUUCAGAUCCAACACCAAGAUAUGAAUAUACUGAUGAAAAUAGGCAUGGUACACGUUGUGCCGGAGAAGUUGCUGCUGUUUAUAAUAAUUCUUUUUGUAUAACAGGAGUUGCUUAUAAUGCUAAAAUUGGUGGUAUAAGAAUGUUAGAUGGUGAGGUAACUGAUGCAGUUGAAGCAAAAAGUUUAAGUUAUAAUAUACAACAUAUCGAUAUUUAUUCAGCUUCAUGGGGACCUGAUGAUGAUGGAAAAACUGUUGAUGGACCUGGAAAAUUAACAAGAGAAGCAUUUGAAAAUGGUAUUAAAAAUGGACGUGGUGGCCUUGGUAGUAUAUUCAUAUGGGCUAGUGGUAAUGGUGGAAAAGAUGGUGAUUCAUGUAAUUGUGAUGGAUAUACAAAUUCUAUUUAUACUCUUUCAAUAUCUUCAGCAAGUGAAAAUGGUCAUAUCCCAUGGUAUUCAGAAGCCUGUUCCUCAACAUUAGCCACAACCUAUUCAUCUGGAAGUAAUGAUGAAAGGAUGGUUGUCACAACAGAUCUUCAUCAUUCAUGUACCAAAAGUCAUACAGGUACUUCUGCUUCAGCACCAAUUGCUGCUGGUAUUGUUGCUUUGACAUUAGAAGCUAAUCCAAGAUUAACAUGGAGAGAUAUACAGCAUAUUGUUGUUCAAACAUCAAAACCAGAUGGUCUUAUAUCUGAUGAUUGGAUUACUAAUGGUGCUAAACGUAAUGUUAGUCAUUCAUUUGGAUAUGGUUUACUUGAUGCUGGAGCUAUGGUUAAAAAAGCUACAAAAUGGAAACCAGUACCAAGACAAAGAAGAUGUAAAAUAACUUAUCCAGCAAGAUAUAAAGUAAUCCCUAAUAAUAAAAGAAUUGUACUUUUACAGCAUACAAGUGCUUGUGCAAAUACUGAAAAUCAUGUUAAAUUUCUAGAACAUGUACAGGCAAUCAUAACUUUAACAGCCCCCAAACGAGGUGAUAUACAAGUUUUUUUAACAAGUCCCAGAGGUACAAGAAGUAAAUUAUUACAAAAAAGAACUAGAGAUAGUAGUAGAGUUGGUUUUAGAGAAUGGGCAUUUAUGACAACACAUUCAUGGGGUGAAAUAUCAGAAGGUACAUGGUCUUUAGAAAUUGAAAAUGGUGGAUGGGAUGAAGCAGAAUUACAACGUUGGGAUCUUGUAUUUUAUGGUACAGUUGAGGAGAUUGGAGAAUUCGGUGGUGGUGAUGGAAAAAAACCUAUUGGAAGUCAUGUCACAUUAAGAAGUGCCGAUUUAAUAAAAACAGUAACAAAGAUAUCUUCUUCUAAAUCUUUUAAUAUUAUUCAAAUUAUUCUUUCUCUAUUAAGUUUUACUUUGAUAAGACGGAUAAUUUAA
Strongyloides ratti is the source of this 2166-nucleotide messenger RNA. Its product is annotated as Proprotein convertase subtilisin/kexin type 4. Gene Ontology annotation, biological process: peptide hormone processing. Gene Ontology annotation, molecular function: serine-type endopeptidase activity. The record is from RefSeq and is a predicted model, not a curated record. The transcript is spliced from 2 exons. Gene Ontology annotation, cellular component: trans-Golgi network; Golgi membrane. Lineage: Eukaryota; Metazoa; Nematoda; Chromadorea; Rhabditida; Strongyloididae. Bases 1 to 2166 code for a protein of 721 amino acids.